Molecule: messenger RNA, 684 nt
Organism: Cuscuta campestris
Lineage: Eukaryota; Viridiplantae; Streptophyta; Magnoliopsida; Solanales; Convolvulaceae
Source: the annotation of a GenBank genome assembly
AUCAUAUUUACUCCUCCUCUUGGUUUAAUUUUCAAUUUCAUCAAUUCCACUGUUCUCUGCAGCUAAUUAAUUCCCAGUCCUUCAGGUCCGGCCAUGGAGCUCGUGGUAGCCGCCAUGGUCGACGAGCACGACAACAAGGAGAACUUCCCGCCAAGAUCUGCAGAAAAGUUCGUCCCCAAGCAGUCAAAAGACAAAUUCUUCAAGAAGAAGAAGAAGAAGAAGAAGAAUGGGAGGACGCCAUUGAGGGACAUAACUCACCUGUUCGUCAAUGCUCCGGCUGCGGGGCCCAUCUCCGAUUCUCAGUAUAAUCUUCGUCUUCUUCUUCCUCAUCCAGACGCAUCUUCGAAUGCCCGCUCGAAGAGAAACGCGAGCGAUGAAGAUGAGACUCGGAUCCAUCAUUCUCUGCGCCAGAAAUCCGCCAUGGUUUUGAGGAAGCAUUUCCGGUAGAUUAUUACAUCAGGAUUUGUGUCCCCCCGCGUCUUCCGAAUUCACAAUUUGUAGAUUUUUAGACUCAGAAUUUGGAUGAAAUUUAUGGUCGAAUUUGAGAGACUUUAUGAACUAUUUAAGUUAUGAUUUUAACUAGAUCAGAGUAAUUUUCAAGUACCCUGCCAGACAUGUUUGAGAAUAGCGUUUGAGAUUAGUUUAAAAUUUUGAAAACGCUAACAUUAAACGUUAUUCGUGGAU